UUCAACAUGGAGCUUUUUGGCAGCUGUUGGUGGGCUGUUGCUUUCCUAAGUGUGGUGCUGGCAGCUUUUGCACAGAAAAUGAUUCCUAGAGAUCCUGUCCUAGACCUGGAUAAAUGUCAGGUUUAUGAUAGGGUUCCAUGUGGGGAUCCUGCUAUUAAUGGGGUUCAGUGUCAAGCAAUUGGUUGCUGUUUUGAUGGCCAGCAGUGUUACUAUGGGAAUGCAGUGACUGUGCAGUGCACUAUGGAUGGCCAAUUUGUGGUUGUGGUGUCUAAGGACUCAGUUGUACCCAAACUGGACUUGACCUCCCUCUCCAUGUUGGGAGGGAAGGAACCACCCUGUAGUCCUGUGGUUUCCACUGAUUCCUUUGCCAUCUACAUUUUCCCAGUAACAGCAUGUGGCACUGCUGCAACUGUAAGUGAUGCAUGGUCCUUUCAACUUCUGUACAAAAGAGCUGUAUGUAAAGCUUUCUUCCUAUUCCAGGUGGCUGGGGACUACAUUAUAUAUGAGAACAGGAUUAUUUCUUCAUAUGAAGUUGGUGUUGGACCUCUGGGUUCUAUUACAAGGGACUCAACAUAUGAGUUGUCCUUCCACUGCAGGUAUUUAGGCUCUGAGCUUGUUUCCCUAAUAGCUGAUGUGUACACCAUUGCUCCACCACCUCCUGUAGCUGCUCCUGGACCACUGAGGGUAGAGCUGAGACUAGCAAAUGGCCAGUGCACUACAAAAGGAUGCAAUGAAGAAGUCUCUGCCUACACCUCCUACUAUCAGGAUAGUGACUAUCCAGUUACCAAGGUGCUACAGCAGCCUGUGUAUGUUGAGGUGCGCAUCCUGAACAGGACUGACCCCAACAUUAUCCUGCUUCUGGAGAACUGCUGGGCAACAUCAACAUCAGAUCCACUCAGCCUUCCCCAGUGGAGCCUCAUAGUCAAUGGGUGCCCCUACCAGGGUGAUAAAUACCUGACCACCUUGGUUCCAGUGGAUGGUUCCUCAAGGCUUCCCUUCCCAACCCACUACAAGCGGUUCAUUUUCAAGAUGUUCACAUUUGUGCAUCCUGCCUCCCUGCACCAUCUGGAAGAGCGGGUGUUCAUCCACUGCAGUACAGCUGUGUGCCAUCCCUCUGCUAUGGAGAACUGUGAACAGAAAUGCUUCAGGAGAAGGCGAGAUAUUGGUGCAGUACAGAAGUCAAACGCUGACAAGAUUGUGGUUUCUAGCCAUGAAGUAAUUGUGACAGCUGAGCUUUUGAAACCAGUUGCAAUGCAGUCUGUGGCAGAAGGACCCAAGUUCAUUGGCUAUGGUGGGCUUGCAGUGGCAGUGUCAACUGUGAUAGGGCUGUUUGCCUUCAUGUUGGCUGUGAUUUGGUGGCUGCGACAUCAUUAAACUGCUGCAGGGGAGACCUCUUGACAAUAAAGUCAUUUCCUUGGCAUGUGA
Scleropages formosus (Asian bonytongue) is the source of this 1425-nucleotide messenger RNA. Its product is annotated as zona pellucida sperm-binding protein 4-like. The transcript is spliced from 8 exons. NCBI's taxonomy places the organism in Eukaryota, Metazoa, Chordata, Actinopteri, Osteoglossiformes, Osteoglossidae. Gene Ontology annotation, biological process: binding of sperm to zona pellucida; prevention of polyspermy. The record is from RefSeq and is a predicted model, not a curated record. The coding region runs from base 7 to 1374 and encodes 455 amino acids. Gene Ontology annotation, molecular function: structural constituent of egg coat; acrosin binding. Gene Ontology annotation, cellular component: egg coat.